Drosophila biarmipes is the source of this 705-nucleotide messenger RNA. Its product is annotated as antifreeze protein Maxi-like. The coding region runs from base 1 to 705 and encodes 234 amino acids. The record is from RefSeq and is a predicted model, not a curated record. The transcript has 2 exons. NCBI's taxonomy places the organism in Eukaryota, Metazoa, Arthropoda, Insecta, Diptera, Drosophilidae.
AUGGCGCUCACUGGCGCUCCGCUGGCCGCUAGUGCGGCGGCAGAGAUGGCGCUCACUGGCGCUCCGCUGGUAGCAAGUGCGGCGGCAAAGAUGGCGCUCACUGGCGCUCCACUGGCCGCGAGUGCGGCGGCAAAUAUGGCGCUCACCGGCGCUUCGCUGGCUGCAAGGGCGGCGGCAAAGACGGCGCUCACUGCGCUCCUCUGGCCGCAACGCAACAGUGCAUGCACAAGCGACACUGAGCGCCGUCUUUGUCACCGCAUUAGCUGUCAGCGGAGCGCCACCGAGCGCCUUCUUUGCGGCUCACUAGCGGCCUGCAGAGCGCCACUUAGUGCCAUCUUUGGCGGCUCACUAGCGGCCAGCCAAGCGCCAGUGAGCGCCAUUUUUGCCGCCGCACGGUGCGGCCAGCGGAGCGCAGUGAGCGCCGUCUUUGCCACCGCCCUUGCGGCCAGCGGAGCGCCAGUGAGCGCCAUCUUUGCCGCCGCACGGUGCGGCCAGCGGAGCGCAGUGAGCGCCGUCUUUGCCACCGCCCUUGCGGCCAGCGGAGCGCCAGUGAGCGCCAUCUUUGCCGCCGCACUAGCGGCCAGCGGAGCGCCAGUGAGCGCCAUAUUUGUCCCCGCACUUUGGGCCAGCGAAGCCCACCUGCGCAUCAGUGGCCAGCAUAUAAAUCUUCAAACCUCAACUUUAGUCAUCAACCUCAGCGACUAG